AUGUUGGUGAUUGAAACUGGGAUAAUUCAGAAAUUUCAGUUUCAAUGGAAAAGCCACUGGCAAAAAACACUUGCUGGAAAAUUUUCACCCAGCUCUAAUACAAAGCUACUUGGAAUUGGGAUUCCGAGAUUCUGGCCCAACACCUACCUCCAGCAGGUCAACUUUGCCUGCUACGAUUUCUUCAUCAUCUUUGUUGUACACAGGUUCAAAUCUACCCAUGCUGACCUGGCCCGGGAGAUCAAGAGGAUGGGGAAAAAGUUCUACUUUGUGUGCUCCAAGGUGGACAUGGGCUUGUGUAACGAGAGAAGGAAAAAGAACUUCAGCCAGGAGGAUGCCCUGCAGAGAAUCCAAAGUGAUUGCAUCAAGUCCCCCCAGAGACAAGGCGUGAGCUCUCCACAGGCUUUCCUCAUCUCCAGGUGGGAAUUCGACCAGUAUGAUGGCCCCGGACUGCAAGAAGGUCUGGCAGAUGAACUCAAUGCUCACAAGAGACAUGUUUCCCUUUUGCCCUACCCAGCAUUCAGAUCCAUCUUUGAAAGGAAGACGGAAGUCCUGCAGGGGCAGGUUAGGGUACAAGCCCGCACCAUCUCUGCCAUUUUUGAUCUGGGUCUCUCCAUUGCUUGUGACGUUCCCCAGUUGAUGAGAUGCAUGUCAAGUUACUGCAAGAGCUUUGGCUUGGAUGACGACUCCCUGGUUAACCUUGCCCAGCAGGUUGGGAAGCCUGUCAUGGACUUGAGAGCUGUGAUGAGGUCUCCGUUAGGCAAAGAAAUAUCUAGUCGUUUUACUUUGAAUCUGCUGGCUCGGGCUGGAGGUGCUUGCAUGACAAGAACCAGACAUAUCCUCAAUGCGAUUCCAUUGGUCAGUAGUUUGGUGGAGUGUGAUGGGGUGUUUGCCCCACAUUGGCCCAUAGGGGAGGCUGUGCAGGAGGUAGCCAAUUAGGAAGGGGCUGCGUGGAAUAACCAAUUAGGGCCAGGCUGACCCAUAUAAGAAGGGCUUCACAGCAGCUUCAGUUAUUCUCUGGAGCUCAAGGAGAGAGGACUGGCUGCCUUGCAGUCAGUAUGAAGCUAGCACCCUCGACAGAGCCAUGCUGGGCAGGAACAGAGGAGUGAGAGAGAGCUUCUGACUGCCUUCUAAGGCCAGCCUGCUGAGGCCUGAGAUAAGCAUGAACAGGGUGCCGGAGUCAUGUGGGAAGU
Molecule: messenger RNA, 1190 nt
Organism: Chelonoidis abingdonii (Abingdon island giant tortoise)
Lineage: Eukaryota; Metazoa; Chordata; Testudines; Testudinidae
Source: RefSeq, a predicted model, not a curated record